CGAGCCCAUCUACAGAAAACCUCCCUUGGGCAAGAAGGCGGCCGCCAUGGAGUGUUGGGGCGAAGAAACCCCCUCCGAGGAAAGCCUAUUGCUCGUCUUCUCUCGACUGAAGCCCUACUGCCUCGGCCUCCUCGACCUCGUUCGCAACCCUAAGAACGAUGCCUCCUUCCUUGCCGAGAUGGCCGACUUCAUCCGAAGCGUCCCCGCCGCCGCCUUGCAGCCCUCUCUCGAUUAUACCUUGUUCCCUUUUCUCCUUUUGCUGGAUGCGGCGGUGCAGUGUAGAGAAGAGAAGAAGGCUGACUCGGAUGGGGGUUUUGGGAAUGCCGGUUCCCCAUUAGGUGGGCAUGCGAUCAGUGAUUCUGUGGUAGAAAGGAUGCUAAUGUGCCUUGAAGAACUUUUAAUGAAAUGCCAUCUGGGGUCUGUGAAUCAGAUGGUUGUGGUGCUAAAGAAAAUUACCACUGGAGCUAUGCUUUCACAUUCUGAGGCAUCAGAAGAAUUUCGUGAAGGAAUAAUAAGAUGCUUUAGGGCGAUGCUUCUCAAUUUACAACCUUGCUCUGCUAGUUCCUGUUCAUGCAAGCAAAGGGUUAUCAUGCCUACAUCCAAAUCUAUUGAUGGUGCUUUUGUGCAUCAUAAUACUCUCUCGAGAAAUUGUGUAGAAUCACUAGAAUGUUUGCUAGCAUUUCUCCAAUCUCAAAAUGCUUCAGCUGCAGUAGGGCAUUGGCUAUCACUUCUUCUCCAAGCUGCUGAAGUUGAGGCACUGAGAGGACACCGUGGAAGUGCAAAUCUCCGGAAAGAGGCAUUUCUUACCCUUCGAGUCCUUGUUGCCAAGGUUGGUACUGCUGAUGCACUUGCCUUCUUUCUACCGGGCGUUGUAAGCCGUUUUGCAAAGGCCUUAUAUGUAUCAAAAAAUAUGAUUAGUGGUGCUGCUGGAAGCUCUGUGGCCAUCGAGCAGGCUAUUUGUGGUUUGACUGAGUUCUUGAUUAUUGUUUUAGACGAUAAGGCAAAUCUGCACUCCCUUGACAUGCCUGUAAAUGAUAUUGGAUCACUUGCACCCAUGGAAAAUAACUCUACCCAAUCUGUUCUAGAGGCUCUUCGUAGUUUACCUUUAAAUGGUCAUGUUCAGUCAGCAAAUAUGAUUGGAGAUUCGUUUAAUCAAGCUAUCAACGAUGAUCAUAAACGAAAGAUAGUUGAUCAUAGCAAUGGCGAAAGAACUUUAUUCGUACAUCGUUCCAAGGAGUGGAUUGAUGAAACUUCUUCUAAUGUUGAUAAAUUAAUGUCUGCUGCAUUUCCACAUCUUUGUAUUCAUCCUGCAGAAAAGGUCAGAAAAGCACUUGUAGAUGGCAUACAGGGGCUUCUGUUGAAUUGCAGAUGCACCUUGAAAAGAAGCAAAUUAAUGCUUUUGGAGUGUUUGUGCGUGCUGGUUUGUGACGAUGCAGAUGUUGUGUCCAUGGUAGCACAGGAAUCCCUCGAAUCUUUAUUUGUUUUGGGUGAGAAAUUUAUAACCAAAAAUGAAAUUGCUGAUAUAUUUACCAGCCUCAUCAAAGCGCUUCCACGUGUGGUUCUUGGAAGUGAUAAGACAAUUGCUUUGUCACAUGCUCAGAAACUACUUUCUCUAGUCUAUUAUGCAGGUCCAGACCUUUUAGUUAAUUACCUUCAGUCUCCUGUCAAUGCAUCAUGUUUUUUGGAGUGUUUUGGAUUAUGCUUCAGUCAUAAUUCACGGUUUGCUGGUUCCAUGAAUAACCUAAUUUUGUCAAAACCGCUUUCAACUGGAUACUUGCUUUCCAUUGCUGAGCUGAAAACUGGCAAUAUCUUGAGUUCUCCAAGAAAUCUUACCAAGGAUGCCACUUUUCCUGUUGUUUCCAAAAUUUCUAUUUUGCAAGAUGAGGAUUUGCAAAGUCCUUCAGAAUAUGUAAGUAGUGUUUUGGAGUUUCCUCACAUGCCUCCUUGGUUUGGUAUUGCUGGCAGUCAGAAACUAUACCUAACUCUUGCUGGAGUACUUAGACUUGUCGGGCUGUCCAUAAUAUCAGGACAAAAGAGCAAUAUGUUUUUAUCAGUUCUUGUUGAUAAUUUGCUAGAUCAGUUUCGCCAGUUGAUAUCAGAGCUUCGUAUGAAAGAAUAUGGCAAAGAACGGUGGAAAACUUGGUAUUUUCAUCAUGGUUCUGGCCAGUUAUUGCGCAAGACAAGUUCUGCAGUUUGCGUGUUAAAUGAGAUAAUAUACGGAUUAUCAGAACAGUCAGUUAAUACAUAUUCAACAUUCUUUAAAAAGUCUAGGGAAGAAACCUUGCAAGAAAAGAAACUUGCAUAUGAUGAUGACAAGUCUACAACUUUCAAAUGCCAAGGAUCAGCUUGGAAUACGAGAGAGGGAAAGGAUAAUAGGGAUGCUACAAUUCUUUCCAUUGGCAGCAUUUUGCAUGAAUAUUUGUCACCUGAAGUGUGGGACAUUCCAUUGGAUCAGAAUGCACCUCUGCUGGAACAUGAAAUAGAAUUAGAUCUUCCAUUACAUUUCUUCCUAGACACCAUAAUGCUGCAACAGGUGAUCUUAGAUGGAAUAGGCAUUUUCAGCAUAGUUCUUGGAAAAGAUUUUAUAAGCAGUGGAUUUUUGCACUCUUCUCUUUAUUUAUUACUAAGGAACUUGAUUUGCUCUAACAGUGAGAUAAGAAUCGCAUCAGAUGCUGUCCUACGUGUUCUUUCUGUUUUGUCCGGCCAUGCCACCGUAGGGCACUUGGUUGUGGCAAAUGCAGACUAUAUUAUUGACACUUUAUGUUACCAGUUGCGGCAUUUGGAUAUCAAUCCCCAUGUUCCUGAUGUACUUGCUGCUAUACUGUCCUAUGUCGGUACUGCUCGAGAUAUUCUGCCAUUGUUGGAGGAGCCGAUGCGAGCUGUAUCCUCAGAGUUAGAGGUCCUUGGUAGGCAUCAACACCCAAAUUUAACUAUUCCUUUUCUAAAGGUAAAAUCCUAUGAGACUCAAGCGAGCGCCCAAGCGGCACUUCACUUAAGUGCGUCGCCUGAUAAUAGUGUAAGGUGCUCAAGCCUCGCCUCGCCCGAGUGCCUAGGCGAGCGCUCGGGCACCUAGUUAAACCCCUGCUUUGGAUUAAAUUAACAUAUCAUGUGUGCUAACAAUCAUUGCCUGGCCAUGUCAUGCCAUUGUGUUUGCAUGUCCUUAUGCCUUGUGAUGGCAACCAUUACUCAAAGGAUGUUACUAUGUUGCUUUAAUGUCUAAGCAAUUCUUUGUUGGUCUUCCCCUAUGCCUCAAUAUUGUCCUAUGUGCUGACUAAUAUCCUUUGACUCAGCUGACCUUAUGCAAUUUCUAGGUCUUUUUUAUAUAUGUCCAUAUCAAGGUUAAAAAUUUUGUGGCAUGCUACUCAAUAUGGACAAUAUAUGCCGGUUGAGUAAGGACUGAUUUUGGAUUUUCCCCUACUGAUCCAGUACAAAACAAACCUCCCAGGUUGUUGCUAAUUUAGUCUAAAUUAGGAUCUACAUUACUACACUAGGCUGCUUUGGUCCUAGACUGACCACAGGCUGGACUGUUUAAUUGUCUGAACUGGCUUCAGCCAGAAAAUAGCCCAAGACUUCCAUCAAAGUUUAGUUGUGAGUUUUUGCUCCCUGCGACUGACCUCCUCUAAGGUGGUGAAAAAAAGAAGAAAAAGAUAAAGGACAAAGGAAGACCUUGAGUCAUCCUUUUCCCAUUGUGGCAAUGAGAAUUGGAAAAAAGGAGCUGGCAGAGGUACCUCCUUUUUUUCCUCUUCCCCCUUUUUGUUUUUGUCCAAUUUUUUCAUUUGAUCAGCUUUGACAAGUACAAAAAAAAAGAUUUUUCUUUUAUUAUUUGACCAGUAUGGCACUAAAAUUUAUUGGACCUGUAUAAUGUAUAUCAUUCUAUCCCUUGUUAUAUCAAGAAGAAUUAUGGUUGGCAUUCCAAAGUAUUUAGAAUUGUGGUUAACUCUUCUUGUAUCAGAGUUAUGUUUCCUUUUUGUUUUAUGUUUAAUAUAAUGAAUAUAAAUCUCUUUUGCUUGGAGAAAAAAAAUCUUUUUUGUUUUAUCUUGUUCUAUUAUUAUAUUCUUCUUUCUUGUUUUAUCUUGUUCUAUUAUUUCAUCUUAAUCCUAAAGUUUGAAGAUGUUACAAGCAGAUUUUCUUAUUUGUAUUUUGAGCU
Molecule: messenger RNA, 4147 nt
Organism: Musa acuminata AAA Group (dessert banana)
Lineage: Eukaryota; Viridiplantae; Streptophyta; Magnoliopsida; Zingiberales; Musaceae
Exons: 14
Coding region: 47-3073 (1008 amino acids)
Biological process (GO): chromatin remodeling
Cellular component (GO): cytoplasm
Source: RefSeq, a predicted model, not a curated record